Molecule: messenger RNA, 1014 nt
Organism: Parnassius apollo (apollo)
Lineage: Eukaryota; Metazoa; Arthropoda; Insecta; Lepidoptera; Papilionidae
Source: the annotation of a GenBank genome assembly
AUGGCAGCAGGUCCUAUCGCAGAGAGAAAUCAAGAUGCUACUAUUUAUGUAGGAGGUCUUGAUGAUAGAGUGUCAGAAAGUCUUUUAUGGGAAUUAUUUGUACAAGCUGGACCUGUUGUAAAUGUUCAUAUGCCUAAAGACCGUGUAACCCAAACACAUCAAGGAUAUGGAUUUGUUGAAUUUAUGGGAGAGGAAGAUGCAGAUUAUGCUAUAAAGGUUAUGAAUAUGAUAAAACUGUAUGGUAAACCAGUUCGAGUAAACAAAGCUUCGGCACAUCAGAAGAACCUUGAUGUUGGAGCAAAUGUAUUUAUAGGAAAUCUAGACCCUGAAGUUGACGAAAAAUUACUUUAUGACACAUUCUCAGCUUUUGGCGUUAUUUUGCAAACACCGAAGGUAAUGAGAGAUCCAGAAACAGGAAACUCAAAAGCAUUUGCUUUCAUUAACUUUGCCUCAUUUGAGGCAUCUGACGCCGCAAUAGAAGCUAUGAAUAACCAAUAUCUAUGUAAUAGGCCUAUAUCUGUGUCUUAUGCAUUCAAGAAGGAUGUCAAAGGAGAGAGACAUGGUUCAGCAGCUGAAAGAUUACUCGCCGCACAAAAUCCACUGUCUCAUGCAGACCGUCCACAUCAGCUAUUCGCAGAUGCACCCCCAACCAUGAUGGGGCCCAUGCUUAUGGCGCCACCACCCCCUCCAACACCAACACCGAUGCCGCCACCAGGGCCUCCACUGAAUGCAAGACCCCCACCACCAUUACCCAUGUCGGCGCCACCACCGCCCCCCUCUUCAAUGCCACCACCGGGGCCGCCACCUCCACCCGGGCCCCCGCCUCCUCCACCACCAUUCCACCACUUUCCCCCUCCACCGUUCGGUCCCCCCGGCUUCGGUCCACCACCUCCACCAGGCGCUCGCCCUCCCCCUCCAUGGCGUCCUCCACCCCCACAGUUCAGGCCACAGUUUCCACCUCGUGGGCCGCCGCCGUUUGGCCACCCUCCAUUCCCCCCCGCACCACCCGCCUGA